Xenopus laevis (African clawed frog) is the source of this 3418-nucleotide messenger RNA. RefSeq names its product protein PROCA1 (gene pla2g3.S). Bases 194 to 1297 code for a protein of 367 amino acids. The record is from RefSeq and is a predicted model, not a curated record. The transcript has 4 exons. NCBI's taxonomy places the organism in Eukaryota, Metazoa, Chordata, Amphibia, Anura, Pipidae.
GAUCUUUGGGGUUUGCGUGGUGUGGGUGUGACAUUGGGAGUGGAAAGAGAUGUAUCACACAUCACCUCAUGUCAGUAAUUGCUAUAAAAAGAGAAGUCAGAGCCAACAGCUCAGUUGUCUGACUCAACGGCUGAAAGGCAGCAACAUUUUAGUUUUGUGUUAGUGCAGUGGAGCUGAACACAUAGCUGCCAGAAUGGUGUUGGGCAUCUCUGUGCUGUUGGUGGGACUGCUCAUUAUAUGUGAUUGUGUGACUGGGGCAAAGACCGGAGUCAGGUACAAGAGGGGCUUGACAAUGCCUGGGACACUAUGGUGCGGUGCAGGGAGCUCUGCGGAUAACUUUACCAAUCUAGGUAUUUUUAAUGGGGCAGAUCUUUGCUGUAGAGAACAUGAUCACUGUUCCCACCAAAUUGAAGCAUUCCAGUUCCAGUAUGGGAUGAGGAAUUAUCGUCUGCACACAGUGUCACACUGCCAUUGUGACCAAAGAUUUAGACUUUGCUUACAUGGUCUUAAUGACACAAUCUCAACACUGGUGGGCAUCAUGUUCUUCAAUAUUUUGGAGAUGUCCUGCUUCAGCCUGAAAGAAGAAGAACAGUGUGUGGAGUGGUUCUGGUGGGGAGGAUGCAAAAGGUUUGAUUUGGUACUGAAAGCUGAGCUACAGAAACAAGCUUUCUUCAACUAUACCCACCCUACAGACUUGCAGACAUCUAUAGCUUCUUCACAUGGAGACACACUUGUACCCACUUCCCCAAGUCAUACUCAAGCUCCACCUACAUUGUCUCCAGUCUUUGGUGGUAUUGCUAAGAAAAGAAGAAGACUUCUAAAGAACAAACUACAAGGAUACUUUUUUAGAGGAUACCAGAAAUUUAGAGAACGAAACAGCCAGAAAUCCGCUGAAAGAGACAGCCAAGAGCUUUCUGACAAAGCAAACCUUAUACCCAAAGUAAAUAAUGUACAUACACUUGUACAAAAACACAAGCAAAAAUGGACAGAAAUAUACAGCCUUCCACACAAGGAGGCAAUCAGCCUGGGGCAAGAAGAGGCAAUUAAGGCCCAGCAAAUAGAGGCAGAAAGCACUUUAGUGCUAAAGACAGGCAAAGUCUCAAAAGAUGGCGCAUACAGGGAUAUGGAGGAAGAGACACUCAAACACACACUUAAAGAGACAGAGAGGAGUAAAAGGAAGCAACGUGCAAAGAGAAUGAAAAAACAUAGAUGCAGUAACCCUGGGAAAACCAGUGACCAAAUCAAUAAUGAGUCUAAAAGUUCAGGAGAAGUAACACCUAUGUACAGAAGGAAAUAACAUCCAGAAAUUGUCAAGAGUUCUUAUUAGGCACAUUACAUGACAACUGUGUGCAUCUGCGGAAAGAACAGUCCAGUCUGAACCUACCUAUGAAUAUCUAUAUUUAAUACAUCAAAACUGGUUCCUUGUACAGUGAUGACUUUAUUGAUUGAAUAUGUUGGAUUCCACUCCAACAUAUUCUGCAGCACUGUACAACAGAUGGGUGUAUUUACUGAACAUACAGAAAGAAUGCCCUUCUCAAUAGAGCUUAAAGUUUAAAACAAGAAAGGGGUAAGAAGCAAUAUGUGUGGGGGGUUGGGCACGAUCAGGCAUUAGAAAAGAGGGAUAUGAUAGUGUACUUAGAAAUUCAUUGUGGCAUACAGUUUCCACUGAAGGAAUUCUAUGCUAGAUGCGGGUACGCUUCUCUAAAGGAAUGUGUUUUUCAAGAAAGGCAGAGAGAAUGGAAGAAAGUUCCAUAGGACGUGGAAGGAUAUCAAAGAAAUGGGAUGCAGUAUGCAUGCAUAUGAAGAGGUAAUGAGUGAGGUGGUGAGGAGUAGAUUGCUGGAAGAUACUCACAUUUUUGUAUUUAUUCAGCGUUUAAUGUUUUAUUUAUGUUUUUUAUCAUAGAUUUUUAUUGAGUAGUUUUGUCAAGUAGGGGCUCGGUAAAGAAAGAAGAAAAAUGGUGGCAGGGAGGGGGAGUACAAGCUAUUAAUAAUACAACCAAAAUACAAUACAACAAAUAUAGUAUAUGCAGGUAUAAACAACACGAGUGAAGUUAUUCAGGUGCAAAUCCAAGAUGUAUGCAAAGCAAGCCUAGUCAACCUAUAUAAAGUACUUUUCCCAUGUGGCUCUUGUGAUCCCAAUACGUUAUAAAAUCAAGGACCUAUGGUAGUUUUGUAUUAAUUUGUUUCCUUAAAAAGGAACCACCUGAGCCAGGUAUCCCUGAAAUCAUUUAUCUGUCUAGAUGUAGAAGCAGAAAGUUUACCUUAAGCAACCAUUCCUCUGGAAAGGUAGAAGUGACCGAUUUAAUUUUAAGUGGAAUAGGAAAUUUGACUGCAUUAAGCAAAUGCCUCUCCAAAGUACAAUCUGGGGUAUCUGUUUCAUCUCUUAUGUCCCAGAAGAGUAGGACCUUUGCUGGGGAAUUUGUUACUUCCUGGCCCAAGAUAUGUCUACAUAGUUGCAAUACAGAAUCCCAGUAAGGCUGAUUCAGUGUGCAGUCCCAUAGGAUAUGGAGUAGAGUGCCUGUAGCUGAUUGGCAUACCCAGCAGACAUUUCUAGCUUGUGGGAAGAUUUGUUUUAAUUUUUAUUGGGUGUGUGGUACCAAAUCUUGUAAUUUAGUUAUUGAAUUCUGCAGCACUGUGAACUGAAGAAUAAGUUACAUAUCCCUUUCCCAAGGGCUUCCACUGAGAGGUCAAGCUUGAGUCCCUUUCCUAUGACCUAAGUGCUUGCGAUCACCUGGUGAGGCUGGGAGCUUAUACAAAACAGAGAUGGUAUGGUUUGGUGUACAGUUGGUGUAGCAGAGUGGCAUCAGAUCCCUGCCUAGCUAGUUGAUUCCCCCUAACUGUGUAUAAAAAUGUUUAACCUGAGAGUGCUGAAAUUCAUGGAAUCAAAGCAGCAGAUGGGUGGUCCAGUGGAGGUUUUGUUUUUUAUAUUUUUAUUUACAUUUUUAGUUUAGAGGACCUAACCAAUUGCUUAUCAUGUGCACAAUAGUGGUACAAAUAAAUGACAACUACUGAAAAGAACUAACAGGUGCUAUUGAUCUGAUCAUACUGGGGGCUCACCAUAUCUCAUUAAUAUCUGAAUAUAUCUGAUAUUUACUGAAAACAAAAAAAAAUUGGUGCUCAUAAAAACAGGGCUGGAUUUACAUAGCGGGCUGAUAUGUCUUGCUGUCUUUGAGCUGAGCUGCACACUACAAACUUUUGUGCUGGGCUACAAUGUAUAUGCCACUAGGGUUGUGAUAAAUGGUUUAUUAUUUCAUGUAACAUCUUGGGCACCUACUGUAUAGACAGGGUUUUCUUGAAUGAACAAGAAAAAAAGAAAGACACAUUGUAUGUAGAUUAGAAUCCCUGUUCCUACAAAAUGAUAUACCACUCCUCCUUAAUGAACACCGUGCAUUAUAUACAGGAUCAUGUAAAUAUGAAA